This is a messenger RNA of Ceratotherium simum simum (southern white rhinoceros), 2108 nucleotides long. The record is from RefSeq and is a predicted model, not a curated record. Lineage: Eukaryota; Metazoa; Chordata; Mammalia; Perissodactyla; Rhinocerotidae.
AACUUACUGCUGUGAAUGUAAAGCAAGGGUUCAACAAUCAGCCAGCCUUUACUGGAGAUGAACACGGCUCAGCCAGAAAUAUUGUAAUUAACCCAUCAAAGAUUGGAGCUUAUUUUAGCAGCAUUUUAGCUGAGAAACUAAAGCUCAACACUUUCCAGGACACUGGGAAGAAAAAACCACAAGUUAAUGCGAAAGAUAAUUAUUGGCUGGUUACUGCGCGAUCCCAGAGUGCAAUCCAUAGCUGGUUCUCUGACUUAGCAGGAAAUAAACCACUUGCAAUUUUGGCAAAAAAGGAGCUGCCUCUGGCCAAAUCAGGUGUUCCUCAGGUUCCCAUCCUUAGUAAAAAAGAAGAUGUUUUUGCAUAUUUAGCUAAAUAUUCAGUGCCAAUGGUUCGAGCAACGUGGCUGAUCAAGAUGACUUGUGCCUAUUAUUCUGCUAUUUCUGAAGCUAAAAUUAAGAAACGCCAGGCUACUGAUCCCAAUCUGGAGUGGACGCAGAUAUCUACCAGAUACCUCCGAGAGCAGUUGGCCAAGAUUUCCGACUUUUACCACGUGGCUUCCAGCGCGGGCGACGGCCCGGUGCCUGUGCCCCCGGACGUGGAGCAGGCCCUGAAGCAGUGGGAGUACAACGAAAAGCUGGCCUCGCACAUGUUCCAGGAAGGAAUGCUAGAAAAGCACGAAUAUUUGACAUGGAUCUUGGAUGUUUUAGAAAAGAUCAGACCAAUGGAUGACGAUCUUCUUAAACUCUUGUUACCACUAAUGCUGCAGUAUUCAGAUGAGUUUGUUCAGUCCGCCUACCUGUCGCGUCGUCUCGCCUACUUUUGUGCCCGGCGUCUUGCCUUGCUGCUGAGCGAUAGCCCUAACCUCCUCGCUGCCCACUCGCCCCACAUGAUGAUAGGACCCAGCAACUCGAGCCUCGGGGCGCCCAGCCCUGGCCCGCCCGGCCCCGGCGUGAGCCCCGUGCAGCUGGCCUUCUCAGACUUCCUCUCCUGCGCGCAGCAUGGUCCCCUGGUUUAUGGACUUAGUUGUAUGUUGCAGACUGUCACUCUGUGUUGCCCAAGUGCCUUGGUGUGGAAUUACUCCACAAACGACAGUAAGAGCUCGACCCCGGGCUCGCCCCUGGACCUGCUGCAGGUGGCCCCCUCCAGCCUCCCCAUGCCGGGCGGGAACACGGCUUUCAAUCAGCAGGUUCGGGCAAGGAUUUACGAGGUAGAACAGCAGAUAAAACAAAGAGGCCGUGCAGUGGAAGUUCGGUGGUCUUUUGACAAGUGCCAGGAGUCGACAGCAGGGGUGACCAUCAGUCGGGUUCUGCACACGUUGGAAGUGUUGGACCGACAUUGUUUUGACCGAACUGAUUCCAGCAAUUCGAUGGAGACACUUUAUCAUAAGAUUUUCUGGGCAAACCAAAACAAAGAUAACCAAGAGGUCGCCCCCAACGAUGAAGCCGUGGUGACGCUCCUGUGUGAGUGGGCCGUGAGCUGCAAGCGGUCCGGCAAGCACAGGGCAAUGGCCGUGGCCAAGCUCCUGGAGAAGCGGCAAGCGGAAGUCGAGGCGGAGAGAUGUGGUGAAUCAGAGGUCUUAGAUGAGAAGGAGUCCAUUUCUUCAGCCUCUCUUGCUGGAUCUAGUUUGCCUGUUUUCCAGAAUGUUCUUCUAAGGUUUUUAGAUACGCAGGCCCCCUCAUUGUCGGACCCCAACAGUGAGUGUGAGAAGGUGGAGUUCGUGAACCUGGUGCUGCUCUUCUGCGAGUUCAUCCGCCACGACGUGUUCUCCCACGACGCCUACAUGUGCACCCUCAUAUCCCGGGGAGACCUGUCCGUCACUGCCUCCACGCGGCCGCGCUCGCCAGCAGGGGAGCACGUGGACGAGCACUACCCCAAGGACCACGACGCGAAGAUGGAGAUAUUUUCUCCCAUGCCUGGAGAGUCCUGUGAGAAUGCCAGCCCUUCCUUGGGCAGAAGAAUGUCAGUUAAUGGGGAGAAGUUGCUGAAGAGAGAAAAGCCCAGGGAGUUAAUUUUUCCAUCGAAUUAUGACCUCCUACGACACCUACAGUAUGCAACACAUUUUCCCAUCCCUCUGGUAAGUCAUUGCUUCUGUCAGUUGAUGAGCUGA